Messenger RNA from Nannizzia gypsea CBS 118893, 768 nucleotides. RefSeq lists its product as hypothetical. The transcript has 2 exons. The record is from RefSeq and is a predicted model, not a curated record. Gene Ontology annotation, molecular function: chromatin DNA binding; transcription coactivator activity. The coding region runs from base 1 to 768 and encodes 255 amino acids. Gene Ontology annotation, cellular component: nucleus. Gene Ontology annotation, biological process: positive regulation of DNA-templated transcription. Lineage: Eukaryota; Fungi; Ascomycota; Eurotiomycetes; Onygenales; Arthrodermataceae.
AUGGUCCACGAGACCAAAGGGCUGGUCCUGCUGCCGAACGAACGCAUCAUAUACACCUCCCCCGCGCGGACGAGCAUAUCUCUCAAGUCCAUCCACCCGGGCCCAGACAAGCAGUCUUUCUCUCGCCAGAGCACCGCCGGACACGUCCACCUCACUAACCAAAGAAUCGUCUACCUCCCGUCACAGCCCGCACAAGACUUCCAGUCGUUUUCGGCGCCUCUACUGAACCUCACAGAUACUCACGUUGCCGCGCCCUUUUUCGGCCCUAACGUAUGGAACGCCGUCGUCCAGCCGGUCUCGGGCGGUGGCAUACCCCCUGCCUUCGCUGCCAUACAGCUCAAGUUCACUUUCAAAGACGGAGGAGCGUUUGAUUUCCACUCAAGCUAUGAGCAGAUCAAGGAGCGACUGCAGCAGGCUGUUGAGCGCGCGAGGGAGAGCGGGUUGAUGUCUGGGGAUGGAGCGCAGGUAGGCACGGGGAGAGACGGGGGUGCGUUUGGCGUGGUCGACUUUGCGAAUGUGCAUCUCGAGGACCUCCCGGCGUAUGAAAGCGCCAACACCACCACAACCACCAGUAAUAAUAAUAAUAAUAUAACGACGACGACAACGGCAACGGCAACGACAACGACUGGAAGCGGGACUCCAGCGGAUAGUAGGUCGGGUCGACAGUCGUUCGAGACACCUACGGAUCCUCCCCCAGGAUAUGAGGAAGUGCAGCAGCAGAGCGUGGCCAGCGAGCUAGAGACCCAACUCCGCCGACGCCGUCAGUAA